GGCCCGGCGCUGCGGCCGCCGAGCCAGGGUGACCGGUAGCGCUGUAGCGGAGGUGGCGGCGCGGGGCGGGGCGGGCGAGUGAAGAGGAAAGAGGUGGUGGUGCAGGAUGGCGGCGACGAUCUACGGACAGCUGAAGCUACAUAUAACACCUGAAAAAUUUUAUGUGGAAGCUUGUGAUGAUGGAGCCGAUGACGUACUCAUCGUCGACCGUGUGUCCACAGAAGUUACCCUCUCAGUCAAGAAAGAUAUUCCUCCUUCAGCCGUCACAAGACCAAUAUUUGGUAUAUUGGGCACAAUCCAUCUGGUGGCAGGUAAUUAUCUAAUUGUCAUUACCAAAAAGACAAAAGUAGGUGAAUUUUUCAAUCAUGUAAUCUGGAAAGCAACAGAUUUCGAUGUCCUUUCUUAUAAGAAGACAAUGUUGCAUUUAACUGAUAUUCAGUUACAAGAUAAUAAAACUUUCCUAACGAUGAUAAACCAUGUCUUGAGUAUGGAUGGGUUUUACUUUUCAACAACAUAUGAUUUGACUCAUACUUUACAGCGACUGUCUAACACUAGUCCAGAAUUCCAAGAAAUGAGCCUCUUAGAAAGGGCAGAUCAGCGGUUUGUAUGGAAUGGUCAUCUUCUCAGAGAACUUUCUGCACAGCCAGAGGUCCAUCGGUUUGCACUUCCAGUGUUACAUGGCUUUAUUACUAUGCACUCAUGUUCUAUUAAUGGAAAAUACUUUGAUUGGAUUCUCAUCUCGAGAAGGAGUUGCUUCAGAGCUGGUGUACGCUAUUAUGUAAGAGGAAUCGAUUCUGAAGGCCAUGCAGCUAACUUUGUGGAAACAGAACAAAUUGUGCACUACAGUGGGAGCAGGACUUCAUUUGUACAGACUCGAGGAUCAAUACCAGUUUUCUGGUCUCAAAGACCAAACCUCAAGUAUAAACCAAUGCCGCAGAUCAACAAAGUAGCAAAUCACAUGGAUGGUUUCCAGAGGCAUUUUGAUUCACAAGUAAUUAUUUAUGGAAAACAAGUCAUAGUCAAUCUGGUUAAUCAGAAGGGCUCAGAGAAGCCACUUGAGCAGGCAUUUGCAACAAUGGUGUCUUCCUUGGCAAGUGGAAUGAUCAGAUAUAUUGCCUUUGACUUUCAUAAGGAAUGUAAAAAUAUGAGAUGGGAUCGACUAAGUAUUUUACUGGAUCAGGUAGCAGAAAUGCAAGAUGAAUUAAGUUACUUUCUAGUGGACUCUGCCGGCAAGGUGGUGACGAACCAGGAAGGCGUGUUCCGCAGCAACUGCAUGGACUGUCUGGACAGAACCAAUGUGAUUCAGAGUCUCCUAGCACGUCGAUCACUUCAGGCUCAGCUUCAGAGACUAGGAGUUCUGCAUGUAGGACAGAAGCUUGAAGAACAGAAUGAAUUUGAGAAGAUUUACAAAAAUGCCUGGGCUGACAAUGCAAAUGCUUGUGCCAAACAGUAUGCAGGAACUGGUGCCUUGAAGACCGACUUUACCAGAACUGGGAAGAGAACUCAGUUGGGUCUUAUAAUGGACGGCCUGAACUCGCUUAUCCGGUAUUACAAGAACAACUUUUCUGAUGGAUUUAGACAAGAUUCCAUAGACUUAUUUCUUGGCAACUAUUCAGUGGACGAAUUAGAAUUCCAUAGUCCUUUGAGUGUUCCAAGGGAUUGGAAAUUCCUGGCUUUGCCUAUUAUCAUGGUUGUUGCCUUUUCAAUGUGCAUCAUCUGUUUGCUUAUGGCUGGUGAUACUUGGACAGAAACACUGGCCUACGUGCUCUUCUGGGGAGUGGCAAGCAUCGGCACAUUUUUCAUUAUUCUUUACAAUGGCAAAGAUUUUGUUGAUGCUCCCAGGUUGGUCCAGAAGGAAAAGAUAGACUGAAUGUGUGUCUGUGGAAAGCGGCUUGGCUUGCAAGAGUCCGUUGUGCAGAACUGGAGUCUUUACUGAACUGCUUUCCACACCAGCCUGAUCAAAGCCUGUCACAGCACACCUUGUGCUCCGUGUGGGGCGAUGACUUAGAAACUGAUCUGAUGUUACUGCCUUGAUGAUCUCUUCACUAUUGGGAUGGUUAUUUAUAAUUUGAAGCUCUUCUGUAAUUAAAAUGUAACAUGAAUUCAGCUGCAGAAUGGAAGCAAUCUACUCAUUGUCAAUUUAAUCAUUGUUGCUGAAUAAGUAAUAUAUUUAAAAAGUUAGCUCCUUUCAUUAUUUAAAACAGUAAAAUUAUUUUUCUAGCUCAGUUUCAUUAUAUUCUCAUCGUAGAAGUGGUCGCUGUUAGCAGGCAUACUUUUCCUGACAUCUUUGGACUUUUCUUCAAAUUGUAAUAAUAAGCUACUGCUACUAUGUUUAUAAAAUGUAAGUCUUUUAUAUACAUCGAGUAGUUUGACAAAAUAGUCUGUGACCUCACAGGGAAGAGGAGAUGGGGUACAGUGUACUCUUGAAGUUUCAGUAGGUUGCUUCAUGAAUUCUUUCACCUGAACUGCUGCUGUUGAACUAGCAGUUUAAGUGUGAAAAAAAAAAUCAGCUAUUUUUAGUCUUUUUUAAAAGGUUUAAGAGAAAUCAAAGAAUGUAAAGCCUCUCUCUCAGAUUGCUAAAGGCCCAAAGCUUCUGAUCGAAGGAUCGCCCCAGUGUGGAAAUGUCCUUGGCUGGUCAGCUGCUCUUCCUGAACACUGGGUGUCUUUGGGGGUCUGUCAGAGAUUCGUGGGGCCUCUGGGCAGCCUCGUGCUGGAUUUGAUGUUAUGCUUGGGGGCGUCAGCUGCUUUUCCACGCAUGGUACUAUUGAUGCUUUUCACUCUGUAAUGUUUUUGUUAGCUAUCGAUAAAUAUACCCAAAAUUUAGUGCUUCCAGGUAGUUAUAGUUCUCCAAAUCAAGGACCAAUUAAUUUAUGUGCAAAAACAAAUCUGAAACAUGUGCUGUAGAAGCUAUGCAUAGCUCUAAUUGUAAGUCGGCUGUAUAUUCAAAUUGUAAUUAUGAGGUUUAAAUACUAGAAAAGGCUGUAAGGUAGUAUAAUUUCACUACUUAAAAACAAAUCAGUUACACACCACUGCACUUUGUGUUCUGCUUGGGAAUAUGUACAGUUUCCCAAAAGUAGUACCUUAUGUUUUCCUUCAGUCUCUCUGAAAGCGCCUUUAUCUCAACAUUACCUUUUCUUUGUCUUUUCUAAACAUUAGUAAGAGUUAAUUCCUUUCAGACACGCUAAAGAAACAAUAGCUGGAAACCCCUGUCCCUUGAAAUCACUCAUUAAAACUCAAAAUAGGGUAAGUAACUAGAGCUACCUACUGAUAUGUAAAUAAGCAUAAUUUGUUCCAAAGAUGAGAUACUGAGAUUUAGUUUCUGUUAACCGUAAUCUAUUACCCGUGUGCCGUGGGCGUCUACACUAAGAGCUACAACAAAGACCAAAUCUGAACUGCUGAUGUGGCUGCUUUGCAGUGAGUGGGCUAAUGUUGCUGUGUAUGAUCUUAAAGUAUCAAUAUUUCAGAACUCUGCGAUGAUUUAUUGCUAAAUUCAUGUAUUAUAUAUCCAUAAGUGGAAAUAAAAUGUCAUAUUCUUUUCUAACCA
This is a messenger RNA of Condylura cristata (star-nosed mole), 3544 nucleotides long. It is a transcript of the gene SACM1L, whose product is annotated as SAC1 suppressor of actin mutations 1-like (yeast). Lineage: Eukaryota; Metazoa; Chordata; Mammalia; Eulipotyphla; Talpidae. Gene Ontology annotation, molecular function: phosphatidylinositol-4-phosphate phosphatase activity. Bases 107 to 1870 code for a protein of 587 amino acids. Gene Ontology annotation, cellular component: endoplasmic reticulum. The transcript is spliced from 20 exons. The record is from RefSeq and is a predicted model, not a curated record. Gene Ontology annotation, biological process: phosphatidylinositol dephosphorylation.